AAAAAUGCCUUUUAAAAAGCCUUUUUAAAAAUCAGAUGGCUUCUUGUUCUUAUGUUAUCAAGAGUUUAGGUUUUCUGUGGUAAAAUACAAACGAGCUUCAUUUUAAGUAAACUCAUUUUGCGGGAUUUUGAGUUUAAUGAGUUAUUUUAAUUAGUUUUGCAUAAUCCAGUCAUGAUUGGGCUCUAAGAAAUUGUUGCAGAAACUUUUUUAUGAAAAGAAGGGAAAGGAACUAAAAUUGAUGCUGUGCUUGCUGUGAACCAGACAUGAUACUCAGUGCUUAACUGUAUGAUUUGGUCUUAAACAGCUCUGUGAAGUAGAAAUUAUUCCAACUUCACGAGUUUAGAAAUUGAGGAACAGAGAGGUUAAAUACCUGCUUGAAGCAAAAUAGCAAAAUUUGCAAUUUGGAUAUGGAUUAAAGUAUUUUUAAAGUCCAAUACUUUGCAUUAUGUCCUGGUGUUUAAAAUUUGUUUACUAGAAAUUGUUGUAUAUCUGCAGUAUACAGGUGCAAUGUGAAUGAAAAUUACAUGUUUUGACCCUGAGUAUUUAUUGUCCGUGUGCUCCAUGACAGAUAGUUCUGUUGGGAGGAGGUUAUGAAUACCCAAAUAAUGAAAUAACAGUUGCGAACAGUGGGUGCCUUUGCUAUGCCGGUCGUGAUGGUGAAAGCUUGACGUGUAUUAAUUCAUUUAAUCCUCAUAACUCCGUGUGAGGUCUGUACUAUUAUCGCCAUUUUACAGAUUUAAAAAAAAAAAAAGCACAGGGAAGUCACGUAACUGAUAAGUGGAGGAGCUGGGAUCUAAAACUGAGGUAUUCUGGCCCCAAACCUAAGGUCUUUAGGCUGUUUGAUGUUUCCUUUUCGGUAACGAUGACCUCAAAAGCAUUACUGUGUGAGUGUUCUGGUACUUUGGGGAAAGCAGUGUCACUUUUGGAUGGGAUGACUUAGCACCUUUGCUUUGUGGAGAUGGACCUUGAGUUGAGCUUUGAAGUUGAAUAGGUUUUCCUAGGUGGAGAACCAGCAGGGUAUUGUGGGUAGAGGUCAUGACAGGAGUGAGAGGUUCAAAGAGUGCAACAUUGGUGAUUUAUAAAUGUGCCACAGAGGUAGAAAUGUCUGGAGUCUAGUCGUGGAUUCAAUGACUGCUGCAUCUGUGUCUAACUACAGCCAAGUUUGGGCUGCAGUGUAAUUAUCCAGUAGAGAAUUGUCUGAUUUUAAGAGUCUGUAACGGUGGUGGCAAACUUUGUCUAUAAAAGGCCAGAAAGUAAAUAUUUUAGGCUAAGAACAAGGGGACAAGUGGUAAAAGGUGAUCUCACUUGAGGGUGUGGAGACUUCUGACUGUGUAAGGACCAUGGAGGCUAUUGUAGGAGUUCGGGUUUUAUUUUGAUAAUGUUAGAGAAGGGAUUCCAGGUGGUUUUAAUAAUGAGUAAGUAAAGCCUAUUGAUUCUGGAGCCAAACUGUACCAGUUACUAGCUAUGAGACCUGGAUAAAUUAUUUAAACUUGCUUAGCCUCAAUUUUCUCUUAAGAAAAAUGGGGAUAAAAUAACAGAGCCUGCCCCACAAGGUUGUCAGGAAUACUAAUGAGUUAACAAGUGCUUAGAACCUUGCCUGGCACAGGGUCGGCUAUAAAAUCUGUUCGGUAUUACUAUCUGUACCUUGUGGUAUAUUCUAAAUUUUCUAUAGUAAAAUAUAUGUAAUAAAAAAUUACACGUAUAAAAUAUCAAACAAAAUUGUUAGAAAUACAAUGAGAUUAUAGGAAAUAGUAUCAGAGUUGGGAAAUUUGAAUUCAAUAUUCUUACUCCUUGAGAGUUCAGGUAGAGGUGUGAGACUGCUCCACAGUGUUCUUUGUCAGAUAUCUGUUAACUGGGGACUGCUUACGUAGACCAUGGCCCAUCUGCAAGAUAGAAAACGAGAAACUUGUUAGAGUGACUACAGUAUAUCUAAAGGUAUUGGUUUGGGAAGACUUAUCCCACCAUUGAUUAUUUUUGCCUGUUUUUGAGCUUUAGAUCAAUGGAAUCAUAUAGUAUGUUCUCUUUUGUGUCUGACUUUUACGCAUGUUUAUGGUUGUGAGAUUCUCCUCAUGUGUAGCAAAAGUUGGUUCGUUCUCAUUGCUCUGUAGGCUUCCUUUGUAUGAAAACACAACAGUUUCAUUAUUUAUUAUUAAUCUUAUAAUCAGAAUAAAACAAAUGAUUUAAGAAACAAAGAUUGAAGUUAUACCUGAAAUUGGAGGUUUUGGGUUUUGGGUUUUUUUUUUUUUUUUUUUUUUUGAGAGAGAGAGAGCAUAAAUGUGGGGGGGGGGGAGAAAGAAUUUUUUUUAAUUUUAAAGAUUUAGUUAUCUGAGGGAGAGAGACAGACAGCACUAGCGGGGGGAGGGGCAACGCACUAGAAGCCCAAGCAGAUACGGGACUCAAGUCUCAUGACUCUGAGAUCAUGACCUGAACUGAAACCAAGGGUCCAACACUCAACUGAGUGAGCCACCCGAGUGCCCCUCAGUGCCUUGCGAAAAGCAGUUAGGAAUUGUGCUCUCUUGUUCAUUUUUUCCAGCAUUUACUCUGUAGCCUUUCAGUUGUAAAGUAUUUACUUCACAAUUUAGAAUUUAUGCGUGAUCUUGAUCCUUAUAUCUAGGUGUGACAACAUAGCUCUUCAGUUUUUAAAGGUUUAUUCUAAGUCACUCCUGGAAGAGUUACUCUCAAAUUCAGCCAAGACUCCGGUUCAGUUUGAGUUGGCAUUUGGAGAACAUAUCCCUAUUAAGUUGAUGAUGGUAAUGUGCGAAGUAACUUUUUUAUGUCUUGCUUUUUAGGAGUAGGUGGUUUACCAGCCCUGGGUGAUCAGGCAAUUUCACAAAUAAACCCACCAGCAAGUUUAAAUACAAGUAGGGCCCACUCCGAGGAGGUGGAAUGCUGCUGUUGCUCAAAAAAGAUGUCUAGCGGCUCCAGUGAAGCUGAUGUGGUUUGUAUUUCAAAUAAAUCUGUCUUUGUUCUUUUCACUGUGCUCUAUUUCUUUUCUAAAUGGAAUUUAAUUUCAUUGAGUGGAAUUCAGAAAUAACUUCAUGAGCUUUGACAGUGGUCUAUAAAGCUGUGACAAACAUUCAUGUACAAGUUUUUUGUGAACUAGCAUUUCUAUCAGGUAAAUAGUCAGGAGCUGCUCUGCUAGCUCAUAGGGUUAAUUUAAGUAACUCUAUGAAAAUCUUGCCAAACAGUGCUGUUUGUUUGUUUGUGUUUGAUUGUGCUGUUGUAUAAUUCUGUCACAUUCUGCUGUUUCUUGAUUCCUGAAGGUAAGUAAAAAUACAGAUUAUUAAACUAUAUAUAAUUUGGCUUACCAGAAAAAGCAUUUCUUUACUUAAAUAAGGAUGUGGGUAUUAAUGCCACCUAAGUGCUGUGGGCAAUUCUCUGAACUUCUGUCAGCCCCAGUACCUUUUCAUUUUUGGACAUAAUGUUAACUGCCUACUGAGAAUUGCUUUCUGACAUAAGUAUGUGAAAGAAGUUUGAAAAGCACAAGGCACUAUACAUGUUGGCAUUUACCAACUUGUAUAGUGUUGGCAUAUACCAAUAUACAUGGUAAUAGAACUAAUCUAUAGCCCUUUCCAUAUUGUUUUGGUUAUCCUUUUUGAAACAAAGACUACAUAGCUUCUGUCUUUAUUUUAACAUUAUUCCUGUAGUUUAUAAUUAAUUCUUAGAACACUGUAUUUAAAUGAAAUCUAAUGCUUAUUUGUUGUAUAUUCAUUUAUUUAUAAACUGUCCUAUUAAAAAAGUUUUAAGGUGAUUAAUUUAUCAAGAAAAGUAGAUGCUUAAGUGUUUCUUCUUCUGUCCACAGAGUGGCACUGUUGGAUUAUUUAAAAAUCAAAAGCCAUGUACCCUGCUUCCUUGUUCAUGGUUAAAAAUACUUAGGUUUGCAGCAGUUCUCUUGCCAGGUUCCUAGACUAGUCUUUCAACCCUGACUUACACAAGAGGCUAAGCUCAAUAGAAAAUGGUAUCUUAAAUGUAAAUGAUAUCUUCAGAGAUCCCUUAAGUUCAGAUAAUAAGAAAACAGUUUUGCAAGUACAUCUUUUCAUGUAGUCAUAGUAUUUACAGUGGACAAAGGUCCUUUGAUAUUCACCAAUAGCUUUUGGAGCAUCUUAAAAGUGAAAUUGAAGUCCUCAGUUUUUCUUUCAGUUCUAUCUUUCAUCUUUCCUUUUAAUUUGUUAAUACAUCUUCCUUAGAUAAGAACACGAAUACCUGCUUAUGAUGAUGAUAACACUGUUCUUUAUGCAUAUGAACCAAAUACUGCAUAUGUCAAUAAUGAAACCGUGAUGUCUGACACAUCCUACAAUGAAGAACAACAAAAAACUAUUAUGGAUGUCCUCAACCAUUGUCAGGUCAUCUAUGAUGCUAUUCAAAACCUGGAUAAGAAAUUUGAUGUCAUUCAUGGAAAAGUUUCGAAAAUCCACCGCUUUCGUGUGAAAUCACUGUGGCAGAAUCGCAAGCCACUUGGAUAUGCUUAUAAAAAUUAUAAUUACCUGCUUUCCAGAAAGAUCAGAUUGCAGAAAAUGAGGAAGAAGGAACCUCCUUCUUCAUUCUCUUACCCUGAAAGUUAUAGCCCAACUAUGCCGGUGGAAAGGCCCCCAAAUGAUUCCCCGAGCAAUCCUAUAGGAUCACCCUACCAUUCAGAGGUGGGGUCCCCAGAACGGGAUCCAGAGUCAUACCUCCAGGAGCAGGAGCCGAAUCUGAGCCAGAGUCCAACACUUCCCUCCGUGUAUUCAUCACACUCAUACCAGCCAUAUUUCACACCUGAUGAUCCGAUUCAGGGCUCCUCUACCAUUGUGCCCUACUAUCCCAGCCCAGGGCCCAAUACCAGCCACAUGUUCUCACCUACUCGAGCUUGUACAGUAGCACCCGGAUCCAUUCUGGGUCAAGGUGAGCCCAGUCCGACGCAUAACCCUGAGAUGAUGACUUACCCAGCUCUAAUGGAAAAUAAGUGCCUCGGCCAUACUGCCUCAUCUCUUUGUAUCCCGCCCAACUUUGCUACAAGUUCACCAAUUGGAACUGAGCCAGGUAUCCUAAAACAAAGCUUCUCGGAUGACCCUUCAACCUGGUCUGUGGAGGAAGUGAUCCAGUUUCUGAAACAAACAGAUCCUCAGACACUCACCCCCAUCGCUGACCUUUUCAGGCAACAUGACAUUGACGGAAAGGCUCUGCUACUGCUUAAGAGUGACAUGAUGAUUAAGUACAUGGGGCUGAAGCUGGGGACAGCCGUGAAGUUGUGCCACUACAUUGAUAAGCUUAAAGAAGAAAAAUUCUUUGUCAACUGAAAACAUGUUUGUGUCAAUUUAGUGCCACUACAUUGAUAAGCUUAAAGAAGAAAAAUUCUUUGUCAACUGAAAACAUGUUUGUGUCAAUUUAGUUCUAUCUUCAUUCAGGGGAGACCAGUGCCAUCUUGGUGUAAAAUCAUUUUUCUGCCCUUAGAAGUUUUUGUUGUGUAGAAGGUUCUUCUAAAACUAUGUUCUGUCCAGAAUUUCAGAACUCCACUAUAGUUUGGUCUACUCUUUCAGAAGCCAUUUAACAUGUGAGUGUUGGAAGUUUCUUAGAUUAGGAGUUUUUUCGUUAUAUCUUUUUACUAUUUUUAUUGCAUAGUUUACAAUUGUACUUCACACAGGAAACAGAAACACCUCUAAUUUCUGUUCAUCUUUAUCUAAGGAACCAAAACAGCUGAAUCCCAAAGAGAAAAUAUCAGGGCCUGAAAAGUUCUCUAAUAAAUCCAUGGAUUUUCCUUAGAAGAAAACUUAAAGAUUCAACUAUAGAUAGCAUCUUUCUAAAAUCUUUUAUGUUUGUUACUGCAAGCUUCAAUUCAUAUUCUACCAGCUUCCCAAAAGGGAAAGCCAUAUAAAGUAUUUUCCUUUCUAUUAUUAUUUCUAUAUAUGUUGUAUUUGUUUCUAUUUAAAGAAAAAAAGGCAACCUUACAAGCUUUCUUAAAGUAUUUUUACCAAUUUUUAGAUAAAUUGUUAGAACCGUCAUUUUAUGCAAGAGAUACUUAGUUUACAACUUAACAUAUUUUACCUAAGCUUGGACAUUUCACUAGGCACUCAUUGUUCCCAUCUCUCUAUAAAGAUGCCUAUGUCCAAAUUUUUGAAAGAUAAAAUUUUAUUGUCUGUGUUCAUAAUGAUACUGUUUCAUAUUUAUAUUUUAUUCUAUAUCUGAAGUAUACACACAAGUAAGUCUUCUUUUUGAAUUUAAGGAUAGCACCUUGCACUUCACAGAGGUAAAGAUGAACUAUAUCCAGUGAGAUGUUUUUAUUCUGUUAAAAAUAUUCACAUCAUCUGCCAUCACUAGUACCUCUCAGCUGACUCUUCAGCGUUUCCAUACAGGGAAGCUCUCUGUCCUGUGCAAUGUUUCUAGUUCAUUUGCUUUCUGAGCCAUUUAUCCUACUAAACUUUGAAAACUACAUUAGCUCUGAUUUAUCAUUUUGGACUUUAUUUUAAGAAUUAGAAAAUUAGAAUGUUCAAGUGAAACCUGUUCAUUGUUUUCUUAUUUAUUACCUUUUUAUGUUAUAUAACAUUUGAUAUAAUAUUUAUAAGCUGUGAGAAUUGGUGCUAAGUGUAUGAACCAUUUGUUAUAAAUGCCAAUAAAAUGUUCACCGGGGGCAAAAAUAUACAUCUUCUUUUUCAAAAACCAAGUGUGCUUUAUAAACAACUGCAAUUCUUUACUGGGCAUAUGUGACUUAAAAGCAUCUUGUUAAAAGGUGCUUUUAUUUAUGUUACUCAUUUAUGUUGUUUCUUGUAAGACAAGAUUCUAUUUUAAACUUGAUCUUCUCUCAAAUUGUGUGAAGAUGCUGUGCCCAGUUGAACAGUCCUCAGGUGUUUAUAUGAAUACUAUGUUUUACAGUUUUCAGAUUUUAAAAUACAAUAAAGUUUUAAAACCACAAUAA
Messenger RNA from Mustela lutreola (European mink), 6889 nucleotides. It is a transcript of the gene SCML1, whose product is annotated as Scm polycomb group protein like 1. The coding region runs from base 4278 to 5276 and encodes 332 amino acids. The transcript is spliced from 6 exons. NCBI's taxonomy places the organism in Eukaryota, Metazoa, Chordata, Mammalia, Carnivora, Mustelidae. The record is from RefSeq and is a predicted model, not a curated record. Gene Ontology annotation, molecular function: protein binding.